AUCGCAAACACCUUUCGUCCAUCGAUCACCCUCUCACUCACCAAACCUUCAUCCAUCAUCCACCCACCCCAUCCACACCAGCACAAAGCCAAGGGCUUCCAAACAAACAAAACUUUGCAAUGCCUCUUUCCUUCACCAAAUUCCAGGUCGACGUCGAACCGGGAAUGAGCGCCCGCCACAGCCAGAUCACCAUUGAGAGAAACCGGACUCCAACCCCCAACCCCAGGGUGGUGAUCUGCUCUCCCCCACCACCUCCACCACCCUCCUACCCACCGUCGGUAACCCAAUACACGCCCUACCCAGAAACGCAAGUUAUUCUUGCGGCGCCACAAGAGCAGGAUCCAGAGCCAAGGCCGGCAAUACUAAACAUCAACAUCGGCCAAGCCGCUUCCGAUAUCGCAGAGAAGAUGGCGACAGAGAACAUGUGGAGGAAUCAGGUGGCUGUGCUCGAGGGCUCGUUGGAGGAGGAACGGAGGGCGAGGAGUAAGGAGGCGAGCGCAAGGUAUCAAAGAGAGAUUGAAGGUAUUUACGAGGCGCGAGAGGCAAGGCGCCAGUUGAGGUCUGGGGGAGAGCAUAGGAAAUCGAGGUCUACCGAGAUCUCGGUGGAGCAUAGGGAGGAGGCGGCGAGACAGAGGAUCUCGCGCCAGUAUCUCCAGCGCCGAUCGAGUUCCCUGAGUAGACUUGCCUCCAGCGAUGGGUUGUUGCUCGCGCCAGAGCACUCAAACCCCCGCCAUUCCGACGGCAGACUGUCCAUCACCCAUACCCAUACGAGAUAUCACGCUCAUGAAACUAGAUACCACGAUUGCUCCUACUGCAACCGUCGUGGCCACAGAUCUUACGAGUGCCCGGAGCGCGAAUCAGAGGUCAUCCGGGUUCCCGUUGGGCGAGUGAGGUACUGGCGUGUAUAAGUUGGUAUUGAAAUCUCGGGCAAUGGUAAUAUGGAGGGUGGUAUUUUUAUUUUUAUUUUUUAUUUUUUUCUAUCUUUCUUUCUCCACAAAUAAACUUUUGCUUCUGUUUUCAUGACAAAAUCUAGUCAUGAGUUUUUUUUUAUUUUUAUCCUUUUCAUCCGGUCCAUGGUUUUUACAUGCAGCGGUAGUUUGGUUUCUUGGGGUUAUUUUCUUUUUCUUUCUUUCUCCUAAGGUUUCUUUCUCCUAAGGUUGGAUAAACAUUUUUAGGUUUUGCUCUAUUCAGUUUUUCCGCAAAUUCAAGUUUUUUGAUUUUUUCUUCUUCCAUUUCCACUGUGUAGAUUGUGUACCGUAAUACCAUACCUCCCGCACUGUGCAGUAGCGGUACUGCACUAGUACUGCACGAGUACUGUACUUGUACUCGUACUCGAGUACAGUGCAAUGCCGCCUUUGGCAAAAAAAUAAAAAAUAAAAAAUAAAAACAA
Messenger RNA from Tuber melanosporum (Perigord truffle), 1390 nucleotides. RefSeq lists its product as uncharacterized. The record is from RefSeq and is a predicted model, not a curated record. Gene Ontology annotation, molecular function: zinc ion binding; nucleic acid binding. Bases 120 to 908 code for a protein of 262 amino acids. Lineage: Eukaryota; Fungi; Ascomycota; Pezizomycetes; Pezizales; Tuberaceae. The transcript has a single exon.